AUGGGCUACCCUGAUAGGGCUUUCCCACUCCUGGACCCCUCCACCCCCAACCCCUCCCACUCUGGCCCCAACCACUCCCCCCCCUCUCUCCAGCGUUGCGGAGGGCUACAUGCUAUUUUCGCAGUACAGGGGCAUUCAGCACAUCGCUGUGGCGGCUCUCAACGUGCUCUCCACACAGCAUCACAUUCACUCCCUCGUCCACCACCCCCCUUUUCCCAAUUCUUCCACUCUUCUUCCAUCACAUUCACGGCGUGCAAUGCAGCAAUGGGUUCGUCUUAUCUCAGAACCCAUACCAUCCCUUGUGCCCCCACCUUCCCCACCCCGUCCACCUCUCUUUCAUCCCACCUCCUCCCACCAGUCGCUGUUCUUUGCAGCAGACCUCCGCCCCACGCCAGCACAGGCCACGAUAGUGAGCUGGGUGGUGAAGGACGGGAUGCAGCAUGCCAGCAAGCAUCAAUACCUCCUCCCUUGCUCCCCCUGCCCGCUCCCACACCCCAGUCUCUCUUCUUUGCAGCGGGUCUCCGUCCCACGCUAGCACAGGCCACCAUAUCCCUCCUCUUCGCAGCAGGCCUCCGCCCCACGCCAGCACAGGCCACCAUAGUGAGCUGGGUGGUGAAGGACGGCAUGCAGCAUGCCAGCAAGAUCGCUGCAAGCCGCCUCGGGCGCAGCAUGGAUGCCGAUCCCAAGCGCUGGCGCGUGGCUGCUGACGUCGUGUGUGACGUGGGGGCGUUCCUUGAGUGCCUCUCCCCCUUGAUGCCCCACCGCUUCCUGCUGCUCGCUGGGCUUGCCAAUGCCGGGAAGGGCCUCUCGCUAGUGAUAGCUCGAGCCACCCGCCUGCCUCUAUACGACGCGUUUGCAAAAGAGGGCAACAUCAGCGACCUGUACGCAAAGGGAGAGGCCAUCAGCGUCCUCUCCUCCCUCGCCGGCCUUGCUCUCGGCCUCAAACUUGCCUCCUCCGUCUGCCAGACAGCACAAGCUAAGCUGGCAGCGGUGCCGGUGCUAGCGGCGGUGCAUCUGUGGUCGGUGACAGAGGAGAUGAGGGCCGUGCCCAUUAACACUCUCAACGCUCAGCGCACCAACGUGCUCAUCAACCAUUUCCUCUCCAGUGGCGAGCUACUGAGUCCAGUGGACAUGCGGUGGAGGGAGAACAUUGUGAAGCCCGACCCGCCGCUCACUCUGCCUACUGCCCACCGCCCGGCUUUGAGACGUCUCAAAACCCCAAACCCCGCUCCCCUCCCCUCCCCCUGUGCAUCAGAGUGGCGAGCUACUGAGUCCAGUGGACAUGCGGUGGAGGGAGAACAUUGUGAAGCCCGACCCGCCACUCACACUGCCUGCUGCCCACCGCCUCGCCCUCCCGCCCGCUCCACAUGGCAUCAAGACCAGCAGUGCUAG
Messenger RNA from Closterium sp. Naga37s-1, 1392 nucleotides. The record is from the annotation of a GenBank genome assembly. NCBI's taxonomy places the organism in Eukaryota, Viridiplantae, Streptophyta, Zygnematophyceae, Desmidiales, Closteriaceae.